AUGCAACAAGAGUAUAAAUGUUCGUGGUUGCAUUGGCCUAACAUAAUAACAUUAAAUUGGAGAAGUCGAACAAGCCAAGCUUCAGGUGAUAUAUAAACAUUGCACAAAAUGGCUGAGAGAAGAGAUCAGUUACCUAGUGACGUGGACGAAGAAGAAGAGAUGUGUGCAUUCUGCUCAACUGGGCCCGAAUGUGAACCACUACCACUCCAAGCGGAAACUGAGCAUCAUGAUGGAGCCGCAGCUGUGGUUCAAUGUGAAAAAGUUUGGAAGGGGAGAGAGACACUUAAGGUGCACUUCAUGAACCCUAAGGUUCUAGAGAGCUGGGGUAUUGGAGUGACCCCUGAGCAGAUAUUGGACUGGGCUAACGAAGCCUGGUGGAAGGGUGAGGACAGCAACGUCCCAAAAUUUAAGCCGUGUGAAGUAUUAAACAAAGUCGACAUACGAGUCAAGUUUGCAGGUACCAAGUCGGAGGGUUGCUGGUGGGCAAGCAUGCCGAUAGGUGCGGAAGCAAGAAGCCGACUAUGGUGCUAGAUCUUACUGACGAAUUUAUCAUUGUCAAGGAAAAAAAGAUUCAAUACAGGAGAAGUUUGGUCAUCCAUGAGUUUGGACAUGCCUUGGGGCUUGAGCAUGAACACCAGCGCUCUGAGCUGUGGAAGGUUUUAGACAAGUACAUUGACACGGAGAAAAUGAAUGAUUCUGAUCGUGUCAGUACUAACAGAUCAAGAGAUGGAGUCUCGACAUUUGGCAUGGACUGGACAAAUAGGAACUUCAAGGAAGGGAAAAAGUACACCUUGUCACAAGACUAUGACCCACUCAGUAUCAUGCACUAUGGGUUUGACAUGGACUGGUUCAAGGAUGAGCGUCUGCGUAGACUCAAGUCACUGCCAGAUGAUAUACCAGAGAAAGACAAAGUGAUCAUCGAAGGCUUUCACAAGAGGAAGUUGCUGGCGAAGGAGCCUUCUGAUACAGACCUGAAAUAUUUGGAAGAUGCAUACAAGAGUAGGCCUUUUUUAAUGCCACAGUCUGUAGUCUGGAUUUGAUAUGCUGGAAACUCGUCUGCGUUGUAUGCACAAGUGUAGCUCCAAGAGCAGAUGCUGUUGUCCCCGGCCGCACGAGUCAGAUCUCUCUGAAAAGUUUGACAGUUAUCAAGAUGUUUUUGUUCAUCUGUUACACUGUCUUCUUUUUUUAGAUCCUCGAGGUUCAAGUAAAUUUCAGGGUAGACAAAAAAGGGAAACAGAGAUGUAUGCAUUCCCAGGUUGUUCACAUCUCCAAAAUCUUGAGCUAACAAUUGCUUGAGGCUGAGGCAUGCUCCUUGCAAAGAAACCAUUUUUUCUUCACUGGUAGAAUUGCUAUUGUCAUUACUAGUUCUGUCCACAUUUGCUGUUGAAAUGCAGGAUUCUCCUGUGCAGUCAACUUGUCUUGUAUCAGGUAGAGAUUCGAGUGUGUGAGAAUGGGCUGGUGCUCCGGAGAUUAGUGGUAAAGCACUUGUGGUUGCUAAUAGAGCAAUUAGCAAUAGAAAGAAUGUUCUGCACAAUGUAAAUGCUGCCAUGGUUAGUUGUAGUUGAUAGACUGUUAUAAGGUUCCAUUUCUGCUGUAUUUUAUAGCAAGACUUAAUUGCUGAAGUGACAACUCAAGCAUAGGGUAUAUUUAUUAUUCUUAGAGUAACUAGACAAAGAUGUGAGCUAAUUCCAAUUGCAACAUAAAUCAUUAAGGAAGCAUCAAGGUAUGCGUAAUAGUUUGCCUCAUCUACUGCAUUAUACAGUGUGACUGAAACCGAAUAUUAUGAUAGCUUUCAGUCUGGGUAGUGCAGUCUAUUUUUAAGUUUUGGUAAGGGAUCGAUGGAUACACAGAAAGAUAAGAGGGGUGGGGCUGCUGUUGCAGUAAGGAGGCUAAGAGGGUGGGGCUGAGUCCACCCUAGCCUGAUUAAAAUAAUCGGCCUGGUCCGAGGCUAAGUCCACCCAGGAUUGAUAAACUGGUGUGUGUCACUAUAGCUACACUACAUACAAUACAUGCACUGUUUGAAUUUUGGUUUACAAGUGGGGAAAUCCUGAAUAAUCGUUAUGCUAAUAAGUGAGUGUGGUGAUAGAUAUCAUGUAUAGAAUGUAGAUAGGUGAGAUUGACUGUAUGGUUAAAUAAUUUUCAGUGCCUAAAAAAAUCAUCCUAGAUAAACAGGUAUAGUCCAGCUAUCCCGCAAGUCUAAUAAUCGUUUUCUUGUGUGAUUUUUUCGAAUUUGCAGCCAAUGUUUAUAUCUUUGUCUGCAGAAUUCCAACAUCCAUUUUCUUUUUUUGCAAAGUGUACCGACUGAGUUAAUUGUUGGCAUUUGAAGCUAUUCCGUAGGCUUUCUUUCGGCUUACUGCAGUUUGUGGCCUGAAUUUGGUAGUGUGGAAACUCGUCAGCUUUGUAUUCACAAGUGUAGCUCCAGGAGCAGAUGCCACCUUCACGAGCCAGUCCUACCAGCAAAGUUUCACAGUUUUCAAGAUGUUUUUGUUCAGCUGUUAUACUUCUGUCUUUUUCGAAGUCCAAGUAAAUUUCAGGGUAGGCAAAAAAGGGGAAUAGAGAUUUACUCGCUUCCUUCACCUCUCCAAAAUCUUCGGCUAAUCGUUGCUCAAGACUGAGACAUCCUUGUGAAGAAGCGUUAGAAUUGCUAUUGUCAUUACUAGUUCUGUUCACAUUUACUGUUGAAUUGCAUGAUUCUCCUGUGCAGUCAACUUGUCUUGCUUGUCUUGUAUCAGGUAGAGAUUCGAGUGUUUGAGGAGGAUGGGCUGGUACUCUUGAGAUUAGUGGUAAAGCACUUGUGGCUGCUAAUAGAGCAAUUAGCAAUAGAAAGAAUGUUCUGCACAAUGUAAAUGCUGCCAUGGUUAGUUGUAGUUGAUAGACUGUUGUAAGGUUCCAUUUCUGCUGUAUUUUUAUAGCAAGACUUACUAAAAUGACAACUCGUUGGGUAUAUUCUUAGAGUAACUAUAGACAAAGAUACAUGUGAGCUAAUUCCAAUUGCAUCCUCACAUCAAGGAAGUGGACCAGAAAAUCAAGGUAUGUAUUAUCAUGGUGUUAUAGUUUGCCUCAUCCAGUGUGUUAUACAGUGUGACUGAAAUUGAAUGAACACGUUGUUUACUUUUUGGAUUAGAUUCUACUAUAUAUAACUCUAAUAAUAGCUGUAAUAUAGUAGAAUAUAGAAUGCAAAUAAAAAAUUUCAUCAAGUCCUUCACAGAUUAUCCAUGCAGCGAAUUUACAACUGCAUCCUGCGUUUACUUUUUGCAGCUGAUAGUCAGGUCCCCACUCGUCAUAGCCUUCCGAGUCCAUUCGCCAGUCGCCUUGAGUGAAUUAAAACCCACUUAUUUCUCUCUAUAGAAACAACCUGGUGCGUACGAGGGACAUGAUGGAGCAUGCGGUUCAGAGCAACCAUGGCAAUCAAUGUUGAGCAUGCAUGUAUAGUGAGAGAAAUAUUGUAAAAAAUGGUAGUCCAUGAGCAAGCAAUUGGUUCAUCCGGCUAUUGGGCAGACACUGCUUGGCAUAGGAUAUUCUUUCACAGCUAGUAUUUCCACCAAGUGCAUGCAUAGAUUGUUAGGCCUUCCUCGAUGGUGUCUAGCGUGAUAUGUUAGCAACUAUAUAUAUAUGAGCAUUGCUUCUUAGGAAUAGUUCAGCAAACAGCUCUUGCUUCGUGGCUUGCAUUUAGUUGGGCAUAUUUCUUCAAUACCUCCUGUUAUCAGCUGUUUAACAAUGUUAUUCGUUCUAUGUUUCUGGGCAGAUUAUGCAACAUAACUGGAGCAAAACACAGAGCAUAAAACUGUAAAUUACAGCUGAAAGUUUGAAAAGUUGCAUUCUUAAUUCUUGUUGGUCUUAUAAUAUUUCAAAAGUGUUUAUAGUUAAACAAACAUUUUAGUUUUAUAUACUACUGCAAGGUGCAAAAUAUGGCUCAUGUUUACAAGCAUUUUGUUAGGUUUUUUUUUUCAUUGAUUUACUGCAUAGAAAUGGCAAAUUUACCGAAGAUUUUUGUGGAUGCAAAUUAUGGCUUUCUCACGCAGCUUUACCCUUCUUGUGUUGUGUAAGCUGAGACCUUUCCAAGUUCCUGCGUGCAAUUAUUCAUAGCGAAAACUAUUCAUACAGUUAGUUUCAUUUCACCGAAGCACUAGCAUGCACCCGCAGUGCUUUCAUUGAGUUUGUCGCAGAUUUUACAGCUUUCAACACUCCGUGAAAUGAAGCUGAUGAAAAAACGGUUUUAUACCCCCCAAAAGCAAAUUUGUGUUAUCGAAGGUAGAUGUAACAGGAAGUAAAUUAUAUUAGCUAACCACUGACCAUGAUAUUACAGCUUCAUUUCACGGAGUUCAACAAUAUUGCACAUGUAUGCGCGGUUAUGUACAAUUCGCUCUCAAUACAGAGGAUUCCCUUCAAGCUGCUCAACUGGGCCCGAAUGCAUGGGAGGAACCACCACCACAAGCAAAAACUGAUCAAAAUGAUGGAGCCCUAGCUGUGGUUCAAUGUGAACUAAAAAGAAUCUUUAAUCGGACUGGGCUAAUCAAGGGGUCCACACAGCAAGGGUACCAAGUCGGAUGGUUGCUGAUCAAUGGUUUGACAUGGACUGGCUCGAGGAUGAGCAGCGGUCUGCGUAGACACGUAGCUCACUAAAAACAAUUCUCAAUAGUAAGGAUACCAGAGGAAGAUAAAGUGAUCAUCAGAGGUCUUCACAAAAGGCAGGCAGUUACUGGCAGAGAACCACUUUCUGACCUGUAUUGUGUAAGCUGCAUAAGAACGUGCGAAUAAUAG
Halichondria panicea is the source of this 4761-nucleotide messenger RNA. RefSeq lists its product as uncharacterized. The record is from RefSeq and is a predicted model, not a curated record. The transcript has 7 exons. Bases 109 to 531 code for a protein of 140 amino acids. Lineage: Eukaryota; Metazoa; Porifera; Demospongiae; Suberitida; Halichondriidae.